Messenger RNA from Abrus precatorius (Indian licorice), 732 nucleotides. RefSeq names its product LOB domain-containing protein 13-like. The coding region runs from base 1 to 732 and encodes 243 amino acids. The transcript has 3 exons. Lineage: Eukaryota; Viridiplantae; Streptophyta; Magnoliopsida; Fabales; Fabaceae. The record is from RefSeq and is a predicted model, not a curated record.
AUGUUUGGAUAUCCAGAGACAGAAAGAUUAGAUGAGAUAGCGAGGGUCAGAACAGAAGGAGAAGCAUCUCCUCAAAUGGGAAGGAAGCAUUUUUAUGGUCCAACAUCUGGGACAGCCUUAAACACAGUAACCCCUUGUGCUGCAUGCAAGCUUUUGAGAAGAAGGUGUGCUGAAGAAUGCCCUUUUUCUCCUUAUUUUUCACCACAUGAGCCUCAAAAGUUUGCAGCCGUUCACAAAGUGUUUGGUGCAAGCAAUGUCUCAAAGAUGUUAAUGGAGGUGCCAGAGGGCCAAAGAGCUGAUGCAGCAAAUAGCUUGGUUUAUGAAGCUAAUUUGAGGCUGAGAGAUCCAGUGUAUGGAUGCAUGGGUGCAAUAUCAGCUUUGCAGCAACAAGUUCAAUCUCUGCAAGCAGAAUUAAAUGCAAUAAGAGCUGAGAUAAUAAAAUACAAAUAUAGAGAAGCUGCAAGUCUUAUUUCUUCUCAUCAUGCAGCUUUGGUUUCUACAGCUGAAGCAGUAUCAGCAGCAAUUUCUACAGACUCACAAGGUCUUUCUCAACCUCUUCCUCCUCCAUCCCCAGUUCCUCCUCCUCCUCCUCCACCAAAACCAUUACCUUCUCCUUCUGUUAUUCUCUCAUCCUUGUCUUCAUCUUCAACUUCUUCUGUGUACACUCCACCUAAAAGCACAAUGAGCCAUGGAUCCAUUUCCAGUACUGAAAAUGUCCCAUACUUUGUUUAG